UAAUGUGAGUUAAUAGGUGUGUUCACUUAAACAAGGGCCUUUAAUACUAUGUUCAACUGACUUUGGAUGAAUAAAACCUUGAAUAAUCAGAUUGUUGGCUAAUAUUGAUAAUGUAUGUCUUGUACAUAGAGGGAAAACUGAGGAACGGGUGAGAACCAUGCAGAACGAUACGUCUUCCCACCAGCUCCUGCUGACACUUGGCUUCAGAGAAAUGGGUUCACUCCGGUACCUCUACAGUGCAUUGGCUCUACUAGUUUAUAUCAGUGUUAUUAUGUUCAAUGUUGCCGUUAUCACAGCGGUUUUGUUACACAAGAGUCUACAGGAGCCCAUGUAUAUCUUUGUAUGCGUACUGUGCAUUAAUGGCCUCUAUGGGAGCACCUCUUUCUUUCCCAGUUUGAUCUUCAAUCUGGUCAACCACAUCAACACCAUUACUUAUACUGGAUGUUUGACGCAAGUAUUUUGCAUCCACACAUACGUGGGGUGUGAAAUGACCAUCCUUGUCAUCAUGGCGUAUGAUCGCUAUGUGUGCAUUUGCAACCCUCUGAGAUACCACAGUAUCAUAUCCUUAUUUGUGGUCUUCAAGUUGGUGGCUUUGGCCUGGUUUUACACAAUUAUCCUGGUCGGUUUACAUUUGGUGUUGACCAUCAGGCUACCCAUAUGUGACACGGUCAUACUAAAGGUCUACUGUGAUAAUUGGUCAGUGGUAAGGCUGUCUUGCAUUGAUGUUACUAUAAAUAAUGGGUUUGGACUUUUUAUCGGGUCAACAUUUAUAGGUCCCAUGCCGAUGUUGAUCAUAAUCUCCUACAUCCAGAUCCUAAGAGCCUGUAUAAGAUCAUCAAAGGGCUUUAGAGCAAAAGCUUUGCAAACCUGCACUCCUCACUUAAUAACUGUUACUAUCUACACUGCCAAUUUGUUUUUUGAGCUCCUGAUAUAUCGAUUCAUACCCGAAAGUUUAAAUUAUGAACUGAGGACAAUCAUGUCAGUGCAAGUUGUAGCAUCUCCUCCUCUCCUAAAUCCACUCAUCUAUGGUCUGAAGUUAAAGGACAUAAAAGUAAAAAUCCUCAGACUUUUUUCACUGAAGACUACGACGUUGUCCGUUUAGAAGCGUUGUCUUUUCUCCAACCAAAAAGUGUGUUUGGAAAGAUAUCAACAGGGCCAGAUUAAGAACAUCAUGGGCCUGGUGCUGAGGAUUUUG
Rana temporaria (common frog) is the source of this 1195-nucleotide messenger RNA. Its product is annotated as olfactory receptor 52D1-like. Gene Ontology annotation, biological process: G protein-coupled receptor signaling pathway. Gene Ontology annotation, cellular component: membrane. The transcript has a single exon. Lineage: Eukaryota; Metazoa; Chordata; Amphibia; Anura; Ranidae. The record is from RefSeq and is a predicted model, not a curated record. Gene Ontology annotation, molecular function: olfactory receptor activity; G protein-coupled receptor activity. The coding region runs from base 158 to 1102 and encodes 314 amino acids.